AGAGAAGUCUGUGCUCAUAACGCAGCAACACUGGGGCAGGUGGCCAGCCAGAACCCUCGAUCAUGUCCCUGGUCCUGCCCACUCUGCUCUGUCUCGCACUGGUUUUGGGUCAGAGCACACAGGCUCAGAAAGGAGCUUUACCCCAACCUAAUAUCACAGCUCAGCCUGGAUUCAUAGUUCUAUCUAAUGAACCUGUGACCAUCCAGUGCCAGGGGCUUACAGAAGCUGAAGCAUACAAGAUAUUUAAAGAGGGAGGACCUGAGCCUAGGGAAGCUGAGACGUCCACUUUGCAUAUCAAAGAGAUGAAACCAGACCAGACAGGACUGUACCACUGUUCCUACAAAAGUGGAAAACUCUGGUCCCCAUGCAGUGUCCCCCUGACAUUGGUCAUGACAGGAACUUAUGCCAAACCCUCACUCAGCAGCAUGAGUGACACUGUGGUGGCUUCAGGAGAUGAAGUGAUGUGGAAGUGUUUUUCAAAACUCAAGUUUGAUAGAUUUAUUCUCAUCAAAGAAGAUGGAUUUCACACCAUCCAGAAUGAAAGCUCCACAUGCCAGGACAAUCAAUGCCAGGCCAUCUUCCACAGGGGUCCUGUCACCCCCACACAGGCAGGGACCUAUAGGUGCUACGGUGCCUUCAACUGCUACCCCUAUGUGUGGUCUCAGCCCAGCAACCCAUUAGAACUUGAGGUCAAAGAACUUCCUGAUGGUUCCACCAGACCCACAGACCCCAGACCUACACAGGAACGUCCUGAUGGUUCCACCAGACUCAGAGACUCUGGACCUACACAGGGCCCAUCCCAAAACCUGCCUCUUCUGAUUGGCGUGCCAGUGGCCAUCCUGCUGUUUCUUCUCCUCGUCCUCCUUUUCUUAUGCAUCCGCCAUCGCAAAGCCAAAAACAAAGCCACCAAGACAGGGAGACAGGCACAGGCAGCAGAAUCAAGGAAUAGACAGGCCCCUGAAACUAGAGACCCACAGGAUGUCACCUAUUUGCAAGUGGCCUUCAAUGGCCCUAACCAGGGGACAUUUUCAACACUCAGACAGACCCACACCAACGAAUAUGCAACCAUUGUCCCAAAAUGAGCUCUGCUUUGGACAGUAAAACAUAGAGCUGCCUGUUGGAAGGUUCCUCCUCUGGAGUCACUGUUUCUGUAUCUGAGGCUGCUGACCUGGCCAAGGGGACCCACAUGACCCCCUGAAUCUGGAGACCUGAACACUAUCACCCAGUAAGUUCCAGAAGCUCUACUACAAUUGUCCAGCAAUUUCCAGGACACUGCAAAGUUACUGGGACAAUGACAGAGUGGUUUUUGUAUGUUUUCAUUGAUUAAAAAAAUAGACUUCAGUACUUUCGGGUGCCAGGUUUUAUGUUACAGUCUAGAAGCACAGAAAAGAUCCUAAAUUCAUUCCUCUCGUCAAAAAUGUGAGAUCUAGUGCAGGGCUCCGGAGAUGAUCACCCAGAGGCCAGCUCUGGCAAGCCACGUGAUUUUUUUAUACAGCACCUACAUUUUACUUUUUUUUGUAUUUUUAGUGUUCAUAUAUAUAUAUAAUGUCAAUGUAAGAAUAUAUUCACUUUUCUUGUGCGGGGGGCGGCCAUGGUGGUGGAGUGAAAAUGGAGAGAACUGUACUUGAACAACAAUUUUUAAAAAUGUAAAAAAAAGAAAAAUCCAAAUUUGUAGGGAAUUUUUGUAAGAGUUUAUUUGAGCCAAACUGAUGUCAUAUGCCAGAGGGCUAGAUGUCAAAUGCUCUGGGAAUAAUAAUUUUGUGGGGUUUUUUAUGCAUUUGAAAUUAAGAAGGGAAUAGAAGGAAGAUUACACUGAAGUGGGAGAAAACAAGGCAGAUAUAAGAUUACAGGAUAGUAAGAGUACGUGCUCUCCCAUUUGAACUCACACGCAAAACAGAGACAGACUCAAGGAGAGCAGAUGACAGCUGGUCGGGGGAUGGGGUGAGGGGG
Molecule: messenger RNA, 1950 nt
Organism: Phyllostomus hastatus (greater spear-nosed bat)
Lineage: Eukaryota; Metazoa; Chordata; Mammalia; Chiroptera; Phyllostomidae
Product: leukocyte immunoglobulin-like receptor subfamily A member 5
Exons: 9
Coding region: 63-1082 (339 amino acids)
Biological process (GO): cytokine-mediated signaling pathway
Molecular function (GO): inhibitory MHC class I receptor activity
Source: RefSeq, a predicted model, not a curated record